Scheffersomyces coipomensis is the source of this 1385-nucleotide messenger RNA. RefSeq names its product transcription factor TFIIIC subunit. NCBI's taxonomy places the organism in Eukaryota, Fungi, Ascomycota, Pichiomycetes, Serinales, Debaryomycetaceae. The record is from RefSeq and is a predicted model, not a curated record. The coding region runs from base 172 to 1068 and encodes 298 amino acids. The transcript has a single exon.
UUCACUAAUUACCGGCCCUUUAUUUCAUCAUCAGAGGGAAAAAAAAACAAAAUUUAUUUACAACCAAAAUAAAUUUACCGUAAAAAUAUCAACAACAACAACAACAACAACAACAACAACAUCCAUUCCUUAUCAUCAUAAUCCAUCCAUCCUCACAUACACAGCUUAUAAAUGACUCUUAAGACUAUAUACAUAGCCAGACAUGGUUACAGAUCCAAUUGGUUACCUGAACCUCAUCCUCCUAAUCCAACUGGUAUCGAUAGUGAUCCUCCUUUAGCUCCUCAUGGGGUGGAUCAAGCUAAACAAUUGGCAGCUUAUUUACAUUCUUUACCAAGUAUAGAACAACCCCAAUUCAUCAUAUCAUCCCCAUUUUAUAGAUGUGUGGAAACUUGUCAACCGAUUGCUCAAAUACUAUCUUUAUCUGUAGUGAUUGAACGUGGUGUUGGUGAAUGGUAUAGAAAAGGUCGUAAAGUAAUUCCAUCACCGGCAAAUUAUGAUACUUUACAUCGAUUUUUUAAAGAUGUAUUAGUUGAAGAAUCUGAAUGGCCCAGAGAUGAAACUAUUGGAAUUAUACCAUCUUUAUCAGGUGAAACUCCUGAAGAAAUCUUUGAUAGAGCAAGUUUAUUUUGGAAAAAAUUCUUUCCCAUAUUUGAAAAUAAAUAUCCUCAUAUUGAAUCAAUUUUAAUUGUAACUCAUGCUGCUACUAAGAUUGCCUUAGGGACAAGUUUAUUAGGAUUAUCAACUGUUUAUGAUUCCAUUGAUGAACAUGGUACUAAACCAAGAGCAGGUGCUUGUUCAUUAGAUAAAUAUAUUAAAUCUAAUUCAAAUCAAUGGGAAAAUGUUAUGAAUGGUAAUUGUGAAUUUUUAUUAAAAGGAGAAGAAAUGCAUUGGGAUUUCCUGAUAACUGUUGAAGCUGGAUCUGAUGAAGAUAUUAAACUUCGAAAAUUAAAAGAAUUAGAAUUACAAAAACAAAAUGAAAAUAAGAAACAAAUUAAAGAUACAACUCCAGUUACUGAAAUUGCAACUGGUCAAGAAAAUGAUGAUGAAUUUGAAGUAAGUAAAUUUUAAUGUACUGAAUCUUAAUUAAUUUAAAAACUUUAUACUAACUGUAAUAAAAAUUCUAACAGGAUGUUUAUGUAACGGUAGAUAUACCAAUGUUUGGUAAAUCUCAAGCAUUUGAUGAUGCUACUUCUAAUACCAAUACAAGUACCAACCACAAUAACAACAACAACAAUAAUAAUCCAAGUUCAAAAGUCAAUUAUAUCAAACCAUCAUCACAUUUCCAAUUCACUGAUUUAAAUAAUGAAAAUCCUUUAAUUAAACUUUCUAAUAAUGCAUCAAUUGCUGGACCAGGUGGGAAUGAUAAUGAAGGUGGAAUAGAUAAU